Polyodon spathula (Mississippi paddlefish) is the source of this 926-nucleotide messenger RNA. It is a transcript of the gene tmem242, whose product is annotated as transmembrane protein 242. Lineage: Eukaryota; Metazoa; Chordata; Actinopteri; Acipenseriformes; Polyodontidae. The transcript has 4 exons. The record is from RefSeq and is a predicted model, not a curated record. Bases 30 to 482 code for a protein of 150 amino acids.
UUUACAGCGGGCACAGGACAUUUGUGAAUAUGGCGGCGUCCGGAGGAAAGAUUGCAAACAGCAAUGUCAACAGUGAAUGUGCCUCGCUGUCUGGCGAAAAUGAAGAAAAUACUCUUUUAUUAGUUAAAGGUGGAAUUUUUCUUGCAACAGUAGCUGCAGCUGGAGUGGUGGCAGGGUUUGGUACCACACUUUCUGUGGCCAAAAAGAAAAGUCCUGAUUGGUUUAAUAAGGGAGUUACAGCUACAGCCGCAGUGCCAGAGAGCGGGGCUUCGCUGGCUCUCAGAGCCCUGGGACGGGGCUCCCUCUAUGCCUGGUGUGGAGUUGGGCUGAUCACCUUUGCUGUCUGGAAGGCUAUGGGAGUUCACAGUCUGAAAGAGUUCCGGGGAAAGAUGCAGUCUUUCUUCCCAGCUAUUCCGAGAAACGAAGAACCUCCUGCCAAUGCUGAGCCGUUUAGCUGGGAGAAUCUCUUCAAAUCAAAGUGAUGGAUUUUAACAGCCCCUCACUGUGACCUUCUUUUUUAUUGAAUCUUGUCAAACAUCAUUUUAAAAACAUGUGCAAAUACAGUACUGCUCUCAGUUACGCACUAAUACUUCUGAAUCAGGCUUCAGAUUUCAUUAAAGGUACUUUUAUACAGUAUUUUGGAGAUGCCUACAAAUGUACAUGCCAGAUUUGUGACUGAUUUGACAUACAUAGCUAUGGACUAUCAUGUACAAGUUUGUUUGUAUCAGACAUUGUUAUUUUGAGCUUAAACUGUUUUCAAAACAGUAAUGCUGUAUUCUGUGUAUAUUUGCUUGUUAUUUUGUGCCCAGUUACAUUUAUCUAAGUAUAUAUAUAAUAUAUAAAAACUCCUGUUUCGUUGUACAGUCGAGAAUAUUAUGGUUUAUCACAAACAAUCGGGAUAUGCAAUAAAAAACAUUUAAAAUAUA